CCUUUUGAUUUGCGGUUGGAUGGCAGGGAUCUAUCGAGUUGACACGUAACGCAAGUUAAAGGUGCUAUGCAGGCCUCUUUAGCCAUUUCGGUCCAAACUUUUUCGCACAACUUCUGUAGGAUUGCAUCGGAGAAAAACACGGCGUAACGAAGAGGAGGGGUUAGGGUUAGACUUUUCGUUCCUCUGCAAACUCAGAACCUCGAGUCGUUUGGUGAAAAUCUGUGCGACCACUUUUGAAGCAAAAACGACUGCGGCUGGUGUUGGCGUACGAAAGUAAUGUUUACGUUAACCCGUCUGACCUGCGUGGAAAUGUCUCCUGACUUGGAGUGACGGGUGAGGUUGGAAGUCGAGUCUGGAAGUUUCCAGCAGUAAAGACGGCGCUUACCCGCUCAAGCAGCGGGGAGGGGCGCGGGUUGAACAUGGGAAACGGUGUGUGCUCGCGGAGGCAACGGAGGAUUUUUCAGGUUCUCCUACUCGUCACCGUGGUUUGCGGAAUGAUGUACGGCGGCAUGGUGUCGUACGAGAUGCACAAGGAGCUGAAGCGGACGCAAGCCAUGGCACUAAAGUACCAGCAGCACCAAGAGUCUCUGUCGGCUCAGCUCCAAGUGGUGUAUGAGCAUCGAUCAAGACUGGAGAAGUCGCUUCAGAAGGAGAGGUUAGAGCACAAAAAGGCCAAAGAAGAUUACCUGGUGUAUAAACUGGAUUCACAACAGUCACUGAAUAAAGAAAAGCAAGAGUCCAGCAGCAAACUGAGCUCGCUACACGUGCAACAUCAGAUGCUCAAGAACACGCACGAGGAUCUGAAGAAGCAGCUUUAUGAUAUGCAAGAGCAGCAUCAGAUGCAGGGAAAUGAUCACAACCGGCUGCUAGAAGAGCACAGAGAGCGCUAUGAAAAAAUGCAGCAAGUCAAAGAAAGUGAGGUGGCCCAGCUGAAAGACAAUGUAUUUAACCUCAGAGAAGAAAAUAAGCAGCUAAGAAAAGCCCAUCAUGAAAUUCACAUCCAACUGCAGGAUGCUCAGGUGAGACAUCAAGACCUGAAGAAGGCACACGAUCAGGUCACGCUGUCACUAGAAGACCACAAGAAUGCGCUAGCGGCAGCUCAGGUACAAGUUAAUGAAUACAAAGAGCUGAAGGAGUCCCUUAACAAGGCACCAAACAUGAGACAGCCUGAGCAAAACUCUGUGCUCCAGCAACCAGAUCCAAAGUCCCAGCAGGCCUUUGUAUUGAAGCAGCCAAAUGAGGAGGUGCCUGUACUGAAAGAGGAUCACCAUGAUACUGCGUCCAGGUUGGAUCAGCAAGAGCCCAAAGUCCAGUCUCACCCCACCACGUCAGAGAAAGAUGAGGAGGGAGAUGCAGAGAGGAAGAGGGAGCUGGCUGAGGAAGAAAUGGCCCAAGCAGGACAGCCUCAAAAGCUAGAGGAGGAGGACCCCGAUCAACAGCGGGAGGAGCAACGGGAAGAUGAUGAAAGCGAGCAAGAACUGGAACAGCCAGACGAAAACGCCUUGGACAGCCAGAAACAUCAGCUACUUAAGCCACAGCAAGGGGUGGAGCGUGCCAAAUCCGCUUAUGAGCAGCAGCAGGAGCAGCAGCGCCUGGAAGUUCUGAAGGCCGAAGAGCGCCGCUUGAUCCAAAUGCGACAGGACUCCCUGCAGGCCCAGAGAGAGAAGGUGCUGAGGGAGAGGGAGGCAAAGCUGAAGGAAGAACAGGAGAGGGAGAAGCAGCAGCAUCAGGAGGCUGACCGACGGGAGCAGCUGCUAAGAGAGGAGCAACAAAGGAAGAAGGCCGAGUAUGAAGACAUGGACCAUGAUCUAGACCAACGAGAAAUGCAUCACACUGAUAGUAAAGAAGAGAAACAUUCUGUCUUGUUACACGGUGGCAUGAAGAUGCCACAUCAGCAGGGUGCCAUCGGUGGCGGCGAACUGGACCCCGAGGAUGAUCCUAACAACCAGGGAGAGGACGAAUUUGAAGAAGCAGAGGAAGACCAGUCACAUCAUCGUGUUAAGAAGGAUGACGUUCUGGAGGAAGAAGAAGAGGAGGAGGAGCCGGCAAAAGCCAAGCACGAAGACUCACACGAAGGCCCCGAGAAUCCUGCUAUGGAGGACGAGCUGGUGAUUGCUGGAAACCCAGAUCAGCAGGAGGACAAUCCAGAUGACCAGUAUCAGGAGGACGCUGAGGAGGAGGCUCAGGAGGACAUUGCUGGUGAGAAGGAGAGCGAGGACAAACUGGAGGAGGAUGAGGAGGAGACAUAUAUUGAGGAGAACACAGAACAGGGACCACACAAGAGAGAGCCUCACGGCAAAGACCCUGAGGAAGAGAAUUACGAGGAAGAGGGGCCCGGUCGAGACAAGGGAACCGUUCGACGGGCGGAAAUGUAAAUCUGAAAGAAACACUGAGAAGUUCGUCGUCUCCAUUCCCAAAAAUGAAGCCAACAGCCAUCCACUCAAGACUCCAAGAAGGACGAUUGGGAUCGAACUCCUGGAGAUGGCGAAGGCUUUUGUUGGAACCGAUCCGCUUUCACUGUGCAAUUGAACGGAAUGUAAUUGGUGAGGAUGGUUUUACAUGCUGUAUAAUGUUUUUUUUAUAUUCAUACCUUCUACACAUGCAAAGAAUGUACUUUCAGCAAGAUGGCUGUAAAGUCAAAAAGAUAAGUUAAUAUUCUUUGUUUAAAAAGGUCAGUAAAAUGUUCAUCUGGUAUUCCAAUCAAUCACUUGUUCUUUUAUUUAUUAUUGAUUGAUUGUGACGCCUUUGACAAUCAAGCAAGGUGCAAUUUCAAGCCAAGUUUGUCACACGGACAUGUGCCUUUCCAUUCAGAUUUCUCAUUUUGCAUUUUCAAACGUAUAGCAUAUGGAAAGAUGGCAUGUAACAAGAAAUUUCUGCCUUAUCAUACACUGUCCACCUUUUUAAAAUUUUCCGUCAACAAAUCCGAUGCAAUUUUCAUUACAAUGUACAAUAAAAUGAUGCUGUCUUUUUGUAUAUUUUUCAACUGUAUUUGAAGCAAAAGUGGGAUUUUAAUGACCGAUAUUUUGUCAACUGAAUGUUUUGUGUGGAAUAAAGAUUUCAGUUGUA
Molecule: messenger RNA, 3066 nt
Organism: Syngnathus acus (greater pipefish)
Lineage: Eukaryota; Metazoa; Chordata; Actinopteri; Syngnathiformes; Syngnathidae
Gene: golim4a
Product: golgi integral membrane protein 4a
Exons: 16
Coding region: 420-2375 (651 amino acids)
Cellular component (GO): Golgi apparatus; Golgi membrane
Source: RefSeq, a predicted model, not a curated record